This is a messenger RNA of Tachysurus fulvidraco (yellow catfish), 1794 nucleotides long. RefSeq names its product solute carrier family 31 member 1 (gene slc31a1). The transcript has 6 exons. Gene Ontology annotation, biological process: copper ion transmembrane transport. The record is from RefSeq and is a predicted model, not a curated record. Gene Ontology annotation, molecular function: copper ion transmembrane transporter activity. Gene Ontology annotation, cellular component: membrane. Lineage: Eukaryota; Metazoa; Chordata; Actinopteri; Siluriformes; Bagridae. Bases 298 to 837 code for a protein of 179 amino acids.
UUGUAUCUUCUUGUGUCUGGUUUUUACGGAGAGUUUACACUGUACGCUUAGGGAAGGGUGCAUGAAAAGAUUGGGUUAUUUCACACCAUUUAUCUUUAUAAUAAUAGACUUAAAGGUGUGAACAGGAAUUGAAACAAGGUCACCCACACACAAGUCGCUCCACAUCUGCACACACCCAAGAGCCAAGUUCCAUUUCUCGGUGUAAAGUACCGCUUCACGUGCGCGCCGGUAGCCGUCAGGACCUCGUCGCGAUUUCUAUUGAAAGUUGUCCAGCAGAGACCGCCGCAUUAAAGGAAGAUGCAACACAAUCACCAUCAUGAUGUCAUGCACCCCGGGCCUGCCGAAUCCAGCACGGGAGAUAGCAACAUGGAUCAUGGAUCUGGACACAUGAUGCAAAUGACUUUUUACUUGGGUUACAAAAACGUCGAACUGCUAUUUGCUGGCCUGAUCAUCAACACACCUGGAGAGAUGGUCGGCGCCUGUAUCGGAGUGUUCCUAUUGGCCGCGUUUUACGAGGGACUGAAGAUCGGACGCGAGGUCCUGCUGAGAAGGAACCAAAUCAGCGUACGCUAUAACUCCAUGCCGGUCCCUGGCACUGACGGGACGGUGCUCAUGGAGACGCACAAAACAGUCGGACAACGGAUGCUGAGUCUGGCACACGUUUUCCAGACGAUACUUCACGUCAUCCAGGUGGUGAUCAGUUACUUCCUCAUGCUGGUGUUUAUGACCUAUAAUGGCUACCUGUGCAUAUCCGUUGCCUUGGGAGCCGGCGUCGGUUACUUCCUGUUCAGCUGGAAGAAAGCAGUAGUGGUGGACAUUACAGAACACUGUCAUUAAGCCUCUAAUCAGCCACAUCCUCUUUCUCUUUCUCUCUCUCUCUCUCUCUCUCCUUCCCGACAUACACACAAAUACACCUUUGGGGGGAAAUGGCAAAGAAAAUACACCACCACUACAAACACCAUACAAAUACCUGGAAAUUAUUACAUGAUAUUUCUUCAAUGCUGUAUCACUUUACAGGCACAUACAGUAAGUACUGUCAGGCUGCUCCGGUGUCAUUUUAAAGUCUUUCCCCCUGUAUUGUACUGAAUUUUAUCGAAUUUUACCACAACCAGUUGACCCUAACGACUCGUUCUCAACCAUCACGACCUCGCUCAGUCUUGCAACAUUCUUCGCAGGAUGUGUAAAAUGCACAGGUGUAAAUUCUACCUCUUCAUUUGGAAAAUUAUCACCUCUGGGCUUCGAAGGGAUACCUAAACCUUUUGCCUUAAAACUGAGAUUUAGUGACAAAAAAAAAAGUGUGUAUUUUACAAAGUAAUUCUGACAGAUCUGUGUUGUGGUAAUGAGACCUGACAAAAUGCACCAGAGUGUCUUUUUUCAUUUAUUUUAUUUUUUCCAGAAUAGCUGAAAUCGUAGACAGUAUAUCGAAAUGCUAAUCAGUGACCGGCUCAGAAGGCUUUACUUAAGAGAGAGAAAGGAAAACAGAUCCAGCUCUCUGUCCAGCUUUUUUGUUUACGGAGCUGAAACUGAAAUUUACAACAAUUUUUUUUUUAUUUUAAAUAAACGCAGCGAACGGUCCAUGCGGUCCGAUGCCAGUGUCUCCAUGAAGAUUCUUUUUUUUUUUUAUAUAUAUAUAUAAUCUGUAUUUGAAAUAUUCUAUUACUGUCAAGUACAUAAUGUCUGUUGUUAUUUUUAGUUACUGACAUUAUUUGUUUUUAUGUAACGUUUAAUGUAUGCAGCAGAUGUAAUUGUUCUCUAUAGAGGAAAUCCUAUUAAAUUAAAUCUAAUUUAAAAUCA